Molecule: messenger RNA, 1398 nt
Organism: Branchiostoma belcheri (Belcher's lancelet)
Lineage: Eukaryota; Metazoa; Chordata; Leptocardii; Amphioxiformes; Branchiostomatidae
Product: neuronal acetylcholine receptor subunit alpha-10-like
Exons: 10
Coding region: 1-1398 (465 amino acids)
Biological process (GO): regulation of membrane potential; monoatomic ion transmembrane transport; signal transduction
Cellular component (GO): synapse; membrane; neuron projection
Molecular function (GO): extracellular ligand-gated monoatomic ion channel activity; transmembrane signaling receptor activity; neurotransmitter receptor activity
Source: RefSeq, a predicted model, not a curated record
AUGAGGCUAGACGGACCAUUGAAGGGUGUGCCUGUGAUGUCAGUGUUACUCGUGUUUUUUCUGACCACCUUGCACAGUGUAACAGGUUCCGAUGAAGUCCGUAAUCUCUACAACGCGAUGAUGACGAACUACAGCUCCCAUGUCAGACCCGCGAGAAACUUCACCAAACCGACCGCCGUCUACAUGGACAUUGCGCUGAACAAGAUCAUCGGACUGAACGAUCGUGCCCAAGUCUUGACGACUCUGUUGUCUGUACACAUGCACUGGAAAGACGACUAUAUGACGUGGGACCCCGCAGACUUUGGUGGGAUGACGUCAGCUAACUUUCCCUCCGAGGCCUUAUGGACGCCGAAAAUAAACCUGCAAAACAAAGCCGGCGAUACCGACGGUUCCCUGGAGCCGCUGGACGAUCUGAAGGUGUUCUGGGAUGGGCGAGUCGUCUCCGUCCACCCGGGAACCCUCUACAGCUCCUGCCGCCUGCGCCUGCAACACUUCCCGUUCGACACGCAGACAUGCACACUCCUCUUCGGGCCGUGGAACCACGACGACACGGAGUUACUCCUGGUGAACCAGUCGGACACCCUGGUCAACCCCGACCAUUACACAGAGAGCGUGGAGUGGGCCCUGAUAGAGGACAGCAUCCGCCCACAACUCACACACCAUACCUACAACCCUCACGGGAAGUUCGGGCACUACCUGUUCGCCCUGUUCCUGCCAUGCGCACUGCUGCUGACCAUGGUGCUGUCCGGCUAUCUACUGCCUCCCAGCGCCCCCGUGCGGCUGCAGAUGAGUAUUACAAUGCUGCUGGCGCUGGUCGUGCUGCAACUCACCAUCAUCAACUCUCUGCCGGCGUCGGGAGAUCUCACUCUCAUCAGUAGAAACCGGACGGCGCUGUUUUCAUUAUCAGCCCAGUACUACGUGGUGGUUAUCGUCAUCACAAGUCUGUCCGUCAUCAACGCCGGCAUACUCACUCACAUCAUCAACAGGAGGAAACCUAUGGGGCCUUGGGUUGAGAAGAUAAUCCUGGUCUAUCUGGCGUACGUCAUGUGUGAAGUCGAGAACCGGCCUGAACCGGUUUGUGAGAACGACAAAGCGCCGAAGCAACCCGAUAAUGACCAGGAUCAGGAGAACAGCGUUGAAGUUGCGAGUUUAGCUGGUGACGAGGCCCACCAACAGACAGGAGUUCCUAAAGACAUCCAGAUCCUUCUGCAGAACAUCUCCACUGACCUACACCUUCUGACGGAGGACAAGAAGAACUCCCGCAGGAGUAACGACACAGUCAGGAAGCAGGCGAAGGCGGCCAGGAUUCUAAACAAACUGGCCUUCAUCGUUUUGGGGAUUACUUCGUUUGCUUUCACUGUUAAUUUCCUUCUGUGGCCCUUCCACAGUGCUGCAUAG